Armigeres subalbatus is the source of this 723-nucleotide messenger RNA. RefSeq lists its product as uncharacterized. The transcript has 2 exons. Gene Ontology annotation, molecular function: zinc ion binding; nucleic acid binding. The record is from RefSeq and is a predicted model, not a curated record. Lineage: Eukaryota; Metazoa; Arthropoda; Insecta; Diptera; Culicidae. The coding region runs from base 1 to 723 and encodes 240 amino acids.
AUGCUCGAGGAGGACUUGCAAGAACUCGGAGUUUUCGAGUUACGGGUGCCCUACGGUGAACUCAGUAUCCAGAAGCUUUUCCGUAGCAUCUAUGACCUACCGGCGGUCAAAAAAGAAUCCGCCAACGACCUGUAUGAUUUUGUGGACGAGUUUCAGCGGCACGUGAAGGCCCUCGCCAAGCUAAAUAAACCCCAUCGCCCACUGGGACACCCCCUGGUGAAUAUCCUCUCCUACAAACUUGAUCCAGCUUCUCUUCGUGCAUGGGAGGAGAAGACCAGCCAGGAUGAUGACGUCAAAUUCAACGAUUUAGUUGAGUUUUUGUACCAGCGUGUGAGCAUCCUGAAGUCCGUAGCAUCUGAUAUGUCCCAUCGUUCCCAGCUCGGUCAAGCAAAGGUGGCCAGCACUUUUUUGCCUCCAAAAAAGCAGCUUUCGUCCAAGUUCACCACCACUGCGGUAUCAUCCGAUAGUAAAUUAAACGUUCCGUCAUGUUUCGCUUGCUUCGAACGGCACUUUCUAUUCCAGUGCCAAACAUUCUCCAAGAUGCCCGUCAGCCAAAGAAGAGAGCUGAUAUCCCAAAGGAAACUUUGUUGGAAUUGUUUCCGAACCGGUCACCAUGCUAGAAGCUGCUCAUCUAAGUUUUCCUGUCGAACGUGUCGCGAUCGCCACCAUACGUUGCUGCAUGAUCCCAUCCAGACUGUUAAGUCUCUGCUGCUCCUGCCGUGA